AUGUCGAAAAUACAGGAUUCCGUUUUGAAGCGGCAAGACGAGAAUUGGAGGGAAGAUGAACGGGAUCGCAGACGUGUUCCUGCGAUCACCAAUGGCGUAAAGAACCCUGGAAAACCCAGUGUGGGAAACGUGAAAAAGGUUCUUGAAACAGCAGUUUUGGUGGCUCCAGACAGCGAAAUAGUGCGGCGCAAACUUGCACAGCGUCGUGAAACAGGGUCGUGGGCGCAGAGUCGUGUGGAAUACGCGUUUUACAAAAUCCUGCUGGGUUUGCUGCUGCUGGCGUAUGCAUGUGUGCGGUACGCGCAGUACGAAUACAAUCGCGUCAAGAUUUUGGUGCUGAAUCUGGCGUACAACCCGUCCAACACGCCGCAGUUAAUUCGACAGGACGUGCUGAAACUUCAAAAGCUUCCCAAGCGGCUGGCGGCAAUACUAGAGGCAAAACCAGACGGUGACGUUGGAGGUGGUAUAGGAGGGGUGUUGAACGAUGGCAGUGAGUUGGUGGCUUGGUCUGUUUCGGCUGGAAUCAAACACCUCAUCCUGUACGACCACGAUGGUCAUCUCAAGCGUAACGUUGACGAUUUUCGAAGCAAUGUGUUCCAUAAGCUUUCCAAAUUUUACGAUCCCAGCAACGUUCCCAAAUUUGCGAUCCGGGUCCCGCAAUGGAACAAAGUGUAUUUCAACACGCCCGGCGCGGAAUCUGGUGAGGCCAGAAAAGUGGCUAUCGAAAUCUCGCUAUUGUCGAAUCGUGAUGGCCGCGAAACAAUCAUAGAUCUGACCAAGACUAUGGCAGAACUGUGCGCUCAGAACGAGAUGAAAUUGUCCGAUAUCACUAUGAAACUUAUUGAUUCCGAACUGACACAGCUCGUGGGCCACGAGCCCGAUCUCCUGCUUUAUUUCGGACCCAGUCUUGAUCUGCAGGGCUUCCCACCAUGGCAUAUUCGUCUAACGGAGUUUUACUGGGAGCAGGACAACGACCAAGUCACGUAUGCCGUAUUCAUUCGUGGCUUGAAAAAGUACGCCUCUUGCAAAGUGAAUGUGGGCAAAUGA
Messenger RNA from Lachancea sp. 'fantastica', 1047 nucleotides. NCBI's taxonomy places the organism in Eukaryota, Fungi, Ascomycota, Saccharomycetes, Saccharomycetales, Saccharomycetaceae. The record is from the annotation of a GenBank genome assembly.